Symbiodinium necroappetens is the source of this 5514-nucleotide messenger RNA. NCBI's taxonomy places the organism in Eukaryota, Dinophyceae, Suessiales, Symbiodiniaceae. The record is from the annotation of a GenBank genome assembly.
AUGAUGCCGAGCAGCAGACAGCGUCAGUUGGCCUUGGUUACCCAGUUGACAAGUACGCGCUUGGACCCGCGCCGCUCGUUGAGUGAACAAUUGGGAAAAUACGAGGAACUCAUCAGGGAGUACGAGCGGGUGGCCGGGACAAGGUACGCCGAGGACCUGAUGAUCAGUACGCUGGUUUCUGCUGCGCCGGCCGCGCUUCAGGCUCAACUUCAUAUGUCGUUGGGCCCCGACACUACGUACCUGCAGGUUCGGGACAAGAUCCUCCUCUACGAGCGGUCCACGGCGAGGUGGCAGUCGGGCACUUCCUUGGCGAUGCCCUCCCUGCACACCGGCGAUACAGCUACGCCAAUGGAAGUGGAUCGUGUGGAGAAGGGCGGCAAGAAAGGCAAGGGCAAGAAGGGUGCCAGCCCCGACGGGAAGGAUGUGAGCAAAGGCAAAGGCACCAAGGGCAAGAAGGGCAAGGGAAAGGGUGGCAACGCCAAGACCACCCAAGAAUGCUAUGUUUGUGGAAAGCGCGGGCAUUUUGCUCGAGAUUGCUGGAGUGCCGGUGCCAACCCCAAGGGCAAAGGCAAGGGCAACAAAGUUCGGCAAGUGCAAGAGCAGAGCGACCCCCAGACUCCGGUACCACCUUCCUCGGCGUCUACUACCAGCUCCACGGCACCCCCUUCGGUGAGUUCGGCCGGGCAACACAAUAAAGGAGUGCGCUUGGUGAGGAUGGUCACCCCACCGACGGCGCCGAUCCUGGAGGUCUACGAUAUGGCCAGCGACCCCGGCGACGAGGUUAACAUUGAGUACUCUGUGCGGGCCGUGACGGUGCUAAAGUAUAAGGGGGCGUACCUCUCUCCGGGCGGUGCGGCCACCGAGGGCAAGGAGUGCGAGAUCAUUUUGGAUUCGGGGGCCGACGCCUCUAUGAUCCCCGAGUCCUUUGGCCACCUUGGGGAAAAGGAGCUUGGCGUGAGCACCCCGCAGCUAGCGGACGCACAAGGCAACCGUAUUGCCAGCAGGGGCGUGCGAAAAUGCGAGUUCAUGCUCGAGGACGAGGCCGGCCAGCGCUACCUCAUUCGGGAAAGUUGCGUGGUGGGCCCCGUCAGGUGCCCUUUGUUGGCCGUGGGAAAGCUCCUUCGCAAAGGCUGGCAGCUGAAGACCGGUGCCGGCCCGGGAGACCUUUUGCUUGAGGAGCCGUUCGGCAGGCGAACCCCCGUGGGCUAUCGCAAUCACAGCCUUGUGGUGCGAGGACACGUGCGAGCAUUGACCGAGAUCCCGAGGUCGUUGCCAGCACGAGUGCCGGCCAUUGAGUUGCCCGAGGAGGUGCUGAACAAAGUGGGCCAGGAGGGCAUGCACAACCUGCCCAAUGGCUGGAAGAUGCACUUCUCUUCGGCAGCCACGACCCUUCUGGAUGGCCGGGACUGGUACGACGCAGACUAUUGGUGCUGCCGAACCACCUUCCUGCAGACCGAUCGCAACAGGUGGCUGCAGGUGGAGAACAGUGCGGAUUAUUCCUAUGAGGAUAAUCCCUAUGGCAUGGUUUCGCGCGAGCCGGUGGCGAGGGUCACUCUUUUCAACAUGACCCCGUUCGACGAUGCUUGCUUUCCUGGUGGCUUGGAACCCAAGGCUUCGGAGCGAGGCCGCUAUGAGCCAUCGCCGGUUUCUCCGCCGAGGUUGUUUCUUGGGAGGCCGGGCGACUAUAUGGAGGAUGGCAGCCAGGCCGCAGACGCGGGGCAAGCAAGCAGCAGCGGGCAAGUGCAGCAGCCAGCCGCGGACCAGGGCGAGCCAGAGGAGGACGAUGAUGCCAUGGGUGCACCACCGGCGGGCCUGACGCAAGAGGAGCUGGAGUCCUAUAUCGGGACAUGGGCGGCCAAGGCCGCGGAGGAGGACACAGCAAGGCUUCCACAUGGGGAGCGUGCGCCAGAUGCCGUUCCCGAUGCCGACGCGCAAGCCCGACAUCGCCUCACCCACGUUCCUUUUGCCUCUUGGUGUGCUUCUUGCGUGAAGACAAGGAGCCGUGACGACCACCACCGCCGCAAUGCUCACGACAAUGUGGUUCCGGUGGUGCAGGUGGACUUCUACUACACCAAGGUGGACACAAAGAGCCGGCCCAACCCCGACGCGCACCAGGAGUCCACCAACCUUAUCGCGGUGGACCUCCAGACUCGCAUGGUGCUUUCUGUGCCUGGGCCCGACAAGGGCCCUGGGAUGCUUAGACAGGCCGCCGAGGAGCUUACCAGGUUUACGGUCAGCUUGCACGGGGAGGAGACCAUCACCAUGCAGUCCGAUGGCGAGCCCAGCGUGAAGUCCCUGGUCAGAAGUGUGGCUGCCGCCAGGCAGCGGCUGGGGAAGCGCGCCAACCAGCGCACAACUCCCGUUGGCGACCACGCUGCCAACGGGGCAGCAGAGCGAGCUAUCCAGACGGUGCGCCGGCUGGGAAAUUGUUUUGCCGAGGCCUUUGAGGAGCGAGCCGGGAAGCUCAGCGUGGGCAGUCACCUCCGAGUUUGGGUGCAGGGCCACGCAGCGUUUAUUUACAAUCGUUUUCAUGUCCUCCCGGGCCUCAACAAGACCCCCUUUGAACUGGCCUACGGUGGCAAGCUGUUUGAGCAAAAGCUGUGCGAGUUUGGUGAGAUAGUUUAUGGUCGGGUUCUUCGCAAGUACAAGGGCGAGGCGCAAUGGAUCAAGGGCGUGUGGUGCGGCAUCAACCCGCGCAACGGCGCCCACCGUUUGAUGAGCACCUUUGGCCACAUCGAGUGCAACGCUGUUCGGAGGGGCACCGCAGAGGUGCAGAUGACCGCGGCGGAGAUUGAGAAGGAAAUGUUCGGCCUCCCGUGGGAGCAUGGCAUCGUGGAGAAAAGGCGCCAGGCGAAGCGGAGGCAAGCCCCGACCGCCAUCGGCGCACCAGUGCUCACGGAGCCGGCCGGGCUUAUUGCCCCACCUACGCCAGCUACCCCGGGGAGAGCUUCUCUGCCCGCAACACCUGCUUUGUCUUUGGCGCCGCCUAGCCCUGCAGAGCCUUUUCAGACUGGAGGAGCCGGGGCCGAUGAGGCUGGAAGCGACCCGCCGACCAGCAAUGCGGGGAGCAGCUCUGAGGACGAGCUUUUGGCUGCAGCGGAGGCCAGCCCCAGCGGUGUGAAGCGCAAGGCUGAGGGAGACAUUGCGGGCGCGACCAGGCCUAAGCAAGCACCUGUGGUUGAGAGCCAAGCUCAGGGCACCAAGCGGAAGCCAGAGGACGAUGCCGAGAAGCCCGGGGAUGGACCCAGCAUACGCUUGGUCGAGACAGUGGACGCAGAGUGGCAUGAGGCGGCCUAUGAGGCGAAGCCCGUGGUAGGCGAGAUCCUGGAGGACGGCCUCCCCGGCGAGAUGGGCGAUGACAUGCCGCCCGACUUGGCCGCCGCCGAGCUUGCCGAGCUGGACGAGGCAGCAGAGAUAGCAGAGAUUGAGCGUUUGGAGCAGAUGGGCGUGUUGCUCCCAGACCGGGGCGAGCCGAUGGAUGAGGACGAGACGUUCGCGCCAGCGUCGGUGGCCGCAUUGGGCCGCCUGGUGCCGAUGAUGGCAAUGAUGUGGGGCACUCCCAUCUAUGUGCUCGACAUCAAGGACGCGUACCUCACCGUGGAGCAGCCCGAGGACGAGCCGGUUGUGAUUACCUCCCCAGCUUCGUGGUACAAGCGCCACGGCACCCACAAGCAGUGGCGGCUGGGACGUGUGCUCCCAGGGCAACGCCGAGGAGCACAAGAGUGGUACAGCAAGUUCAACCGCGACCUCAGGGCCAACCACCUUGAACCCAUGCUCGAGGCCCCCACGCUGUACCGACACCUGGCUGGUCAGUUUGCUGCGCAACUUCAUGUUGAUGACAUGUUGUCUUCAGGUGUUGCCGAGCUAGGUGAGCCCCUCUACGCCAACCUCAAGGAGCAGUACACAGUCAAGAUUGCAGGCCCCUUUUCCAAGCCUGGUGAUGAGUUUGAGUUUCUUAAGCGGAGGUACUGUGUCGAAGACAAUGGGAGCAUCACUGUGAGGCCAGCUCUGCGGUUCUACUAUGAUAUCUGGGAGCUGGCCGGCAAGCCGAAGACGAGAAGCACUCCGGGCCCACAGGAUAUGGUGUUUGGCGUGGACGAUAGUGACCUGCUUGACCCUAAGCAGGCCACCGACUUCCGCACCUUUGUGGGCAAGCUUCUUUAUAUCAGCAAUGAGCGCCCAGACGCUCAAGUGGUGAUACAGUAUCUGGCGUCAAGGGCGAGCUCCCCAACAGUGACUUCAAAGAGGGUGGUGGAGCAUUUGGCGGGCUACCUUUGGGCCACGCAAGGGCAUGGAAUCAAACUGUGCCCACGCCAAGGGCGAUCCGUGAUGCGCACCGAGGACCCGCCAGGCCCAGGGGGCGACCCGCAACCAGGCCGCAGCGCAGCAGCCAAGCACUUGGUCGAGGCAGUGUCCGACUCGAACUUUGCCAACGACAGGACCGCCAGACGAAGCCUUAGCUCAGGACAGUUGUACGUGAAUGGGGCUUUGGCUUUCUCCUUUGUGCGAGCCCAGAAAGUUGUCACAACAAGCUCGGGUGAAGCCGAGCUGGUGGCCCUCACUCAAACAGUGGGUGAAGCAGUGCUUCUGCGGAAGGCUCUCGCCUUCUUGGAGGGCGCCAGGGACGCUGAUGUGGAACUGGUUGCCCGGACAGACAGUUCUGUGGCCAGGGCCAUAGCCGCGCGAAGCGGCGUGGGCCGGGUGAAGCACUUGGCAACGUCUUGUUUGUGGUUGCAAGGCUGGGUGGCGCGAAAGGAACUACGAGUCGCCGCCAUCCCCACCGAGGUCAACCCAGCGGAUGUGGGGACGAAGGUGCUGGCUGCACGAAGGCUGGCAAUGCUUCUGUUUAUCCUUGGCAUGGUCGGGGAGAACGGCGAGCGCAUUGGCCGACGCGAGUUCGAGGAACGCGCUGCCCGACAAGGAGGCCGCCAGCGCAGUGUGAUGAGGCUGGCGCAGAUGCUUGUGGCAAUGCAGCUUCAAGGGUGCAGCGCCGAAGGCGAAGAUACGGCAGCGACACUUGAGGGCAUCCUUGUGAAGUUUGCCUUCUUCCUGGAGUAUGUCAUGGCCCUGGUUGCGAGCAACCCCGGGAUCAUGCUGUGCAUCGUGGUUUUUGCGGUGAUCCUUGCUGCGUUGUUUGCUGGGAGCCAGUUGCAAUGGACAUUCAAGCUCGAAGUGUCCAACAACAAAGGGCUUGAGCCGGCUACGAAGGACAACGAGAACCAAACGAAGGACGACGAGAACCAAACGAAGGACCACGAGAACCAGACGAAGGACCACGAGAACCAGACGAAGGACCACGAGAACCAGACGAAGGACCACGUGAACCAGACGAAGGACCACGUGAACCAGACGAAGGACCUCGAGAACCAGACGAAGGACCACGAGAACCAGGACGUGUACCUGGACCGGCUGUACGCUCAGGACCCAGAGGUUCGUGAAGGAGGUGAGGCACUCGUGAUGAGCCUGACCGAGAUGGUGCUGUAUGCACCGACCAGAGGGUAUGCGUUCCAUUUG